Molecule: messenger RNA, 2895 nt
Organism: Penicillium digitatum Pd1
Lineage: Eukaryota; Fungi; Ascomycota; Eurotiomycetes; Eurotiales; Aspergillaceae
Source: RefSeq, a predicted model, not a curated record
AUGGCUCAGACACGCAACAAGGCAACCAAGAAGGCCAAAAUGGUCAAUGCCCCCAAACCCAUCAACAAGAAGACUACCAACAGACGUACCACCAGCAAGGCUCCGACUCCUCCUGUCGAUAUUUACAAGCUCUUCCCACCCUGGGGCUCCGAGGAGGCGCUAAACCAGACUGCAAACCAGGAAGCUACUGAUAUCCUCCUAGCCGUGUAUCAUGACAUUAACGCCUACUGCAACCUUGAGAGACUUGCGACAGAGAAAGUUUAUGGUCCUGUAGAGACUUUCUCCAACCUUCUUGUCUUCACAGAAGGAUUUGUGGAACGGGAAAUCGGAUACUACAUGUCCUGCGUGGAAUCCUUCAAGGCGGAACGUGGUGAGUUUCAACUGGUCACACCUAACAGCAGAUUCUUCGAGUUUGUUACUGCGCUCGGAUGGAAGAUGUUUGCUAUCUGUUCCCAUGCCGAAGCAUUCCGACGAGGUAUCAAAGAAGCCGACGAUAGAACCUGGGGGUACCUGGUCCAGAAGAUUCAGGAAAAUUUCUUGAGCAUUGAACUUUUUGCGCACAGCCGCACUUUGAAGUGGCGUAAUAUUCUCUGGGUCCACCAGGGCUGCGCUAUCCCAGGCCUGCCAGAUAUGAAAGCCGACAUUGAGACACACAUGGCCUGGAAAGUCGACCACCCCCACCACACCAUCAUCACACUCGACGGCAAACUGAAAGAGCCCACCUACAACGGCAAGUUACAAGAGCACAUUAACGAGAGUAUCUAUGAUCCCAAGAAGUGGAGUGGUCGGAAACAGGACCCGACGCUUCGCCAAAUGCCCAAUGGUAAUUCGACCAAUGUUGGAUGCGAAUGUGCUCUAUGCGGCAGCCCCGCUUCUUGCGAUUGCCGCUUGACAUCUCGGGCAGGAGAACUGGUUGAGCUGAGAGAAUACCCUAAUACCGGUACUGGUGUUCGAGCGUUGACGAGAUUUAUGCGCGGUGAUAUUCUCGAAAUCUUCAUGGGUGAGCUUCUUCCCGAUUCCGUAGAAGAGGUAUAUCCUCUGACACAAAGCGAUGAUAAAAUCAAUGCGAAUAAGGGUUCAGUCCGCAAUUUAUGUACAAUUUGUCCCCACCAGUUUGGCAACUGGACCCGUUAUGUCAGCCACUCGUGCCGGCCCUCGACGCAGUUCACGACUCGCACCAUUGGAGACCGAGUUGUUUGCACACUUGAGGCCAUUCGUGAUAUUCUACCAUUUGAAGAGAUCACUGUUGGCUAUGGUGAUAGUGUGAUCUCGAGACAUCAGAAGGAUCGAGCGACCUAUGUCUCCCUAGACGCAAGGAGCAAUGCUCUUGCUCGGGGGCUAGAAUCAGUAGGCGUUGAGAAGGGAGAGCGGGUUGGAGUCAUGCUUGGGAACUCGAUGGAAUACGCUGUGGCAACGUACGCGUUGUUUAAGCUUGGCGCCAUUUUGGUUCCGCUAAACCCAUCUUUCAAUAUUGCACAAGUGAUUGCGGCCCUGGGCCACCUGCAAUCUAGUCAUCUUUUAAUCAGCGCAGAGUCCAAUAUGCCCCGAAAAAAACCACGCAGCAAUCUUCCUUUACUAGGUGACCUUAUUGAGAACUUGCACAAAUCAACCCUGGAGUCUGCACUAGUCCCAUCCCUGAAGAAUGUCAUUAUGGUCGACAACUCUGAAGGCCGCGUGGAUGUAUCUGCCUACAAAAGCUUGACGUCGUAUGCAUCAAUUAUGUCCCAACUAAAUGCAGACGGCCGCCCGCUUCCUCCUCGAAAUCUCUCGUCGGAUGAAACUGUGAAUAUCCAGUUCACGUCGGGAACUACAUCAAUGCCCAAGGCGGCUUGCCUCACCCAUCGCUCCAUCCUGAAUAACGGUUCUCAGAUCGGUGACCGCAUGCUUCUCACACCAAAUGAUAUUGUCUGUUGCCCACCGCCGCUGUUUCAUUGCUUUGGCGGUAUAAUAGGCUAUAUGGCGACAGCUACCCACGGCUCGGCCAUCGUCUUCCCCAGCGAAUCCUUCAAUGCUCGUGCCACAUUAGAGGCCGUACAAGAAGAGAGAUGUACCGCGCUGCACGGUGUGCCGACAAUGUUCCUCGAGGAGCUGAGUAUGAUCGAGACGGGAGAAAUCUCUAGCGAGAGAUUCCAGCAUCUUCGCACGGGUAUCGCUGCUGGAAGCAGUGUUCCUCCCGAGGUAAUGAGAAAAUUGCACAAAGUACUGAAUCUGACCGAAUUGACAAUCUGUUAUGGAAUGACGGAAACGAGCCCUGUCUCGGCUAUGACAACGACAGAUGAUCCCAUUGACAAGCGGAUCUACUCCGUCGGAAAGCUCAUGCCACAUGUCGAGGCAAAAAUUGUGCAUCCGGUGAACAAGCAAGAUAUUCUACCUAUAGAGAGACGGGGUGAGUUAGCAGUGAGCGGGUACCUGCUGAUGAAGGAAUACUGGGCCGAUCCAGAAAAGACCGCGGAGGUGAUGAUUCCAGAUGACUCUGGAAAGGUGUGGAUGCAUACCGGAGAUGAAGCCUCCAUGUCACCAGAUGGAUACAUAACUAUCACUGGACGGAUUAAAGAUUUGAUCAUCCGCGGUGGCGAAAAUAUACACCCCCUGGAGAUCGAGAAUUGCUUGCUAGCCAACAACGACAUUGCAGAGGUGUCUGUCGUCGGCGUGCCGGAUGUGAGAUAUGGCGAGGCAGUGGCUGCUUUUGUUAUUCCUCGGGACCAUGGCUCAAAAACACUUACUGCUGAGGAUAUUCAGCAAUGGGUGCGUGACAAGCUUAGCAACCAUCUAAUUCCGAAGCAUGUCUUCUUCUUGGGCCCUUUGGAGCCUUUCCCCAAGACAGCAAGUGGAAAGAUUCAGAAGCUCAAGCUCAGGGAGAAGGCCAUUGCGCUUUUGGCAAAAAGUGCCGCCUGA